GGUUGUUUCCUGGUCCCAAAAUGGCUGCGCUCUGUCCCGUUUGUGUGGAAAGGGGUGGGAAGGAGUGAAGGCUGAGGGAGUGGGUCGGGGCUGUGAGCCGAGCGGAGGGGGAUGAGGUGACGGUCGCCAUGGCGAGUGACGGCGGCAGGAAGCAGUUUUGGAAGCGGAGCGGCGCGAAGGUGCCGGGCAGUAUUCAACAUGUGUAUGGAGCUCAGCAUCCACCUUUUGAUCCAUUGUUGCAUGGAACCUUGGUAAAACCAGGUUCAAAGCCACCUACAACUCCAGUGAAACUAAAGAAAGUCAGCACCUUCCAAGAAUUUGAAAGUAACACAAGUGAUGCUUGGGAUCUUGGGGAUGAUGAUGAUGAACUCUUAGCAAUAGCUGCUGAAAACUUAAAUACAGAAGUGGUCAUGGAAACGGCUCACAAAGUAAUUGAGAACCAUAGCAAGCUACAAGAACAGCAUAAAUUUCAGGAAGAACAUCUACAGGAAGAAAAACAAGUAGAAUCUGCAGAAUUUACUUCGAUUGCAUGUGCUGAUAGUAGGCUUGUUAAAUCAAUCAGUGAAGGUCAUACAUCGAGCUCAUCAGAUAACGCUAGUGAAAAUACUUCCAUGCAGAGAUCACAGUCCCUUCCACAAACUUCCACCCCUCCCUUGGUGAGUGGAAUGGCAGACUGUAAUACCUCAGUUACUCCUGCAUUAACUGAAAGAGAAGCAUCCCGAUUAGACAAAUUUAAGCUCCUACUUGCUGGUCCCAAUACAGAUCUUGAAGAAUUACGGAAAUUGAGUUGGUCUGGCAUUCCCAAACGGGUUCGUCCAAUUGCAUGGAAGCUUCUUUCAGGCUAUCUUCCUGCAAAUGUGGACAGAAGAGAAAGCACUUUACAAAGAAAACGCAAAGAGUAUUUUGCAUUUGUUGAGCAGUAUUAUGAUUCCAGAAAUGAUGAAAAUCACCAGGAUACCUAUAGACAGAUCCAUAUAGAUAUCCCACGCAUGAGUCCUGAAGUUUUAAGACUACAGCCCAAAGUAACAGAGAUCUUUGAAAGAAUUUUGUUUAUCUGGGCAAUACGUCAUCCAGCCAGUGGAUAUGUUCAGGGCAUAAAUGAUCUUGUUACUCCUUUUUUUGUAGUCUUCGUUUGUGAAUAUAUAGAAGAAGAAGAAGUGGAAAAUUUUGAUGUUUCCAGUCUGCCUGAAGAAGUGCUGCAGAACAUAGAAGCUGACAGUUACUGGUGCAUGAGCAAGUUGCUUGAUGGCAUUCAGGAUAACUACACAUUUGCACAGCCAGGAAUUCAGAAGAAAGUGAAAAUGUUGGAAGAACUUGUUAGUCGGAUCGAUGAACAAGUUCAUAGGCACUUGGAUCAGCAUGAGGUGAAAUACUUGCAAUUUGCGUUCCGUUGGAUGAAUAACUUGCUGAUGAGAGAAGUCCCUUUACGGUGUACCAUCAGGUUAUGGGACACAUACCAAUCUGAACCAGAGGGUUUUUCUCACUUCCACUUGUACGUCUGUGCUGCUUUCCUUGUCAGGUGGAGGAAAGAGAUCCUGGAAGAGAAAGAUUUUCAAGAAUUGCUGAUAUUUUUGCAAAAUUUGCCCACAGUACACUGGGGAAAUGAAGAAAUCAGUGUACUCCUAGCAGAGGCCUACAGACUGAAGUUUGCAUUUGCAGAUGCCCCCAAUCAUUACAAGAAAUGAAUAUAAAGAACCAAAAAUCAUGAAGACCAAUGUGUUCUGCAGUAUUAUGGCAUCUGUUCUGGUUGUGCUUUCAGCUCAUUGUUCUUUCAUUUGAAUUAGGAUGACCAUUAAAAUUGUGUUAAAAUUUGCAGAAUGAGAACAGAAUACCAAAGAAAUGGACAAAGCAGGAUAUUGAGCAUAGAAUGAACUUAAAAGUGAACUUUUGUUCAGCAUGAAAAAAGAGUUCAGAGUCUGUCACAUCAUUUUCUUCAUUUUUUUACUUUCUCUAAUUGCAGUCUGUCUAAUUUAUGUCAAGCAAUUUUUGUAUGUACCUAAGACUUAAAACAACUUAUGGAGUGAUUUUGUCAUCACCUGCCAUGACUUUAUCAGCCAGUUUUGGUCAGUAAAAGUUAUUUCCUUUGAAUGGGAAAAAAAGAACUUUUCAGUGUUGUAAAGAUCAAAUGAGUCAGCAAGGCCUGGGUUUGGAGGCCUGAUUGUAAGUCAAAAGACACUGAUAAUUCGCACACCAUUUGCUGUUUUCCCAUGCAAUUAGGUUAGAAUAAUAAUGUAAGAAUAGAGAAGGUUGCGGUGGAAAUUGGUGGCAUUUUUCUAAACAUUACUCAGUCUUGCAGAGUGCUGUAUAAGCUUUUUAACCCUACAGAGGAGUUACUUAAAGCUGAAGAGUCAUCUGUAGUACUAAAGUAAAUCCCUCUCUAUAUAUUUGAGAUUGUAUUGAAAAUAUUGAGUGAAAUAGAAGACAUGGUCUUGUUAAAAUAAUUAAAGCUUUUCUUUUGAGGCCUUUCAAUUUUUCAGCAUGAAAGUUCACUUUUAAGAAACAUUAAGAAGCUUGGUUUACAAAGCAAGAUACAUUUUUAUCUCAGUUGUUGCCUUAUUCUCCAUUUCUAGCAUGUUAGAAAAGGAAAAGUAAUGUUUCUAAAGCUUAUUUGUUAAAUAAUUGAAUACCCUUUUUUUCUGAUUAUUCAGAGGAAGUGAGAAGAUAGUUCCCAGUAACAAUAGCAGUAACUUGUAUACUCGGAUCACUCUUGUUUCAUUAGCAGAAUAAAAGUCUUCUAUGACUUUAUAGAAUGAAAUUAGUGUUCUUCACAUUAUCAUGGGAUACUGAAUAAUUUCUUAAAACUCACAUAAUUUAAGUGUGCUAUUUAUUUUCAAGAAAACUUUUCAGAUAAGAAUUCUGAUGUUGCUCUAUUAGAUGUAAAUAAGUGUUAUUACUUUGUGCCUACCCUACACAUUUAAGGGUGAGAGCUACACAUUUAAGGGUAUUUGAGGGUGAGAGCUGCAAUAAGCAACAUGAUGGAAGCUCAGAAUUGUUAUUCCUCAUUUUGGUUCUUGAGUUGCACAAUGUUGCGUGAAAAAUGUAGUGCAAUUGUAAGUUUGGGAAAUAACAGAUCUGUAAGAGAUUUUCUCUUAUGACUGGUUUUUGGAAGAUUAUUUUCAAGUUCUUAAAAAUAUGUAGAUACAUAUUUUGAAGAAAGCUUUCUAGGUGUGUUAGUUACAUUACUUGCUUUAGGGGCCUUAGUUCUGGGCACUGACUUUAUAAAUAAUUAGGUGUUUCAGGGUAAAUAGACUAAAAUACAUUUUUACCAACACAUGAUGAUGAGAUGUGUAUUUUCAAAUUAUAUGAAAGCUUUAGUAGAAGAGAAAAAAAAAAGUAAUUCAGAAGCGGGAGUGUUUGGUGACUUGGAUGCAUUUCUUUUCCACUGGUGUCAGCUGGGGGUUUCAGUUGCAGUGGAUAUGAGAUCAGGCCUCCUGGAUUGCUGCAUUUGUGCCUAGACUGUGUAGUGGAUCUGUGUGUGUCUUUAAUGUCCGUAUAUUAUUUUCUGUAACUUCAGUUCAUGGUCUAAUGUAUUGAAAUUUAUGUUUACAAAGAAUGUCAUAUUGUGCCUAACAGAAUAUCUACCAAUAACAGAAUAAAAGAAACCUGAAAAUCAUGACCAUUUGAUUUAAAUUUAGUAUCUACAAUCAUUUGUUAAUAGAAAUGUGUAUUAUUGUAACGAGAAAAGACACACAACAUUAAAUGUACAAUGUUGUAAGAGUUUUCUAUAAUUAACUGGUUUUUAUUAAGACGUUGUUUAGGUAGUUACAUGUAAUAUGGAAAGUUGACCCAGGGUUGUUUGCUGUGUCAGAUGCUUCUGCAUAACAUUUAUGGGACUGGAUAUAUAAAAUUUCCUUUGUCGGGUCCACAUAGUUGUCUGCCACAUCUUCCAAAUUCGACAGGUACCUCUUACUUCCCUUGGAAGAAAGUAUUUUCAUUAGAGGUCACAUUUACUACUAUGUCUGUGUCAGAAGUCGAAUAUUGUACUUGAGCACAUUGCUUUUUUAAGGAUAGGGGAAGUUUCCUGGUAUACUAACAAUGCUUAUUUAUGUAGAUAUAGAGUUUUCUGGAAAAUAAAAUACAGAUAUAUAAAUAGCACUUAUAUAUCUAUACAGAUAGGAAUAGUACCUAGAAGGCCAACGUUUAUGCAAAAAUUCAAAUUUUCAGUACUGUAGAAUUUACAUAAAAUACAUCAUUUAUUGGAAAACCAACCCAACCCACCUCAAGUUUAACAAUUCUACAUCUCAGGUAAAUUGUCUUUCCAAACAAAAUAUGACAUAGAAAAGGAAGUACCAUUACCAUUAUUACAUCCCACGUACUUGUUUUUUUCAAAAUGCAAGAUUCCAGAUAUUAUAAAACUCCUUUGUAAAAUGUAUUUUCUUAUGAAGGGGGCAUCUUGACACGCUACUAGUGAAACCAGGCAGUCACUUCCUCAUGUGAAGUAUUAAAACCAUAGUGUCUAAAAUGUGUGUUAAAAAUAGUUCUGUAAUAAAACCUAAAACAAGAAUGUACAAUUUAAAAAGAUUUAUGACUACAGCAUUUGAAAAGUGUAAAUAACAAACAUGUUAGUUAACUGUGUAAAUACAGGACAUGGAGUAGGAUAGAAAUGUAAGUUGAAAUCUUAUAUAACUGUAAUAUAAGAAAUUACUUUCAUUACUUUUUGGCUCAGUUCCUUGUGGAAAGGCCCAUGAAUUCAUUUUUAACUUUAGAGCUACAGAAAGAAAGUAUCUGAAAUUCCACUGUAUACUCUUGACAAAUAUUACCACUGAGGCACCUGGUUAAAACUGUAAAACUGAUGAAAGAUGAGGAAAUAAAUGCAUAUUUAUGAAGUGC
Melopsittacus undulatus (budgerigar) is the source of this 4830-nucleotide messenger RNA. RefSeq names its product TBC1 domain family member 22A (gene TBC1D22A). The transcript is spliced from 13 exons. The record is from RefSeq and is a predicted model, not a curated record. Gene Ontology annotation, molecular function: GTPase activator activity. NCBI's taxonomy places the organism in Eukaryota, Metazoa, Chordata, Aves, Psittaciformes, Psittaculidae. Gene Ontology annotation, biological process: activation of GTPase activity. Bases 129 to 1685 code for a protein of 518 amino acids.